AUGCUCAAUCCAGAAGCCAAUCCACUAUAUAGAUAAGUUCUAUAUGAUGGAUAGAAGAAAACCUAUAUUAGAACACUUUAAAAUCAUAAGAAUCAAAUAACUCACACUGAACAAUAUCAAUGGUAUGACAAACAAGAUUGCAUCAAAAAUACCGAUAAGAUUACUACCAUGAACAAUCUAUCAACUAUUUCAAAUGUUUCUUAUCAAAGAUUUAAGAAACCAGAGGAUAGUAAAAUCUUCACGCCUUUAGAACUGAGCAAACAGACUUCAAUACCAAUGAAAUAUUAAUAGAGAUAUUAAAGUUAGCAAGCUUUAUUUCCCUUGACUUCACCAAGAGUUACAGAAAGCUCAGCUAAACUAAUUGGCAAAUUCAUCUUAAAUGAAGGAAGUGGGCACUAUAAUUUACCUCCAUUAUAACCACCUUCUGAAACAUAUAGAAAUAGAUCAUAAGUUUUUUUUGGAUGA
Molecule: messenger RNA, 465 nt
Organism: Paramecium tetraurelia
Lineage: Eukaryota; Ciliophora; Oligohymenophorea; Peniculida; Parameciidae
Exons: 3
Source: RefSeq, a predicted model, not a curated record